Molecule: messenger RNA, 2670 nt
Organism: Lathyrus oleraceus (garden pea)
Lineage: Eukaryota; Viridiplantae; Streptophyta; Magnoliopsida; Fabales; Fabaceae
Product: pentatricopeptide repeat-containing protein At3g22470, mitochondrial
Exons: 4
Coding region: 255-1961 (568 amino acids)
Molecular function (GO): protein binding
Source: RefSeq, a predicted model, not a curated record
AUGAGCUAAUGUUGGAGAGGUGGAGAGUUAAAAGAAUCAAAAACAUAAACCCUAGGCAAUAUCACAAUUUUAUUCACCUUGUAUUAUUUAUUUAUUUUAAUGAAGAAUGGUUCUGAUUUAAAGAGAAAAAACACACAGUGACAAGAGGGUUCCGUUCCGCAGUUUAGGUUGUGGCAAGUUGAAGAAGAAAGCGACGGAGGAACGGAACACAUCUUGAGGUUGAAAUCGCAUCAUUCUAUUGGUUUUUGCAAUUGAUGAUGCUAAAUCCAAGGUAUGCCAUUCCCAAAUUCUCUCGUAAUCCUAUUCUAACAUUUACAACUUCUUCUACUUUGCUUCUUUAUCGCUUCUUCAGUCAUUUGCAACGCCAAUAUGCCAGAAAAAGUUCUGGGUUUCAUAAUGUAGAUGCCGCUGUUACUCGUUUCAAUUGCAUGAUUCGUGCACUUUCUCCGCCACCCACUUGUGAAUUUGAUAAGGUUUUAGGAGCUAUUGUGAGGAUGGGACAUUAUCCCACUGCAAUUUCGCUUUUUUCGCAGUUUCAACUUAGGGGAAUUUCGCCUUCCAUUGCCACUUUCAGCAUCUUGAUCAAUUGUUUUUGUCAUCAAUCUCAUAUGAAUUUGGCUUUUUCGUUAUUGGGUACCAUUCUUAAGAGUGGCUAUGAACCUAAUAUGGUGACUUUUAAUACAAUCAUCAAUGGUUUUUGUAUGAAUGGGAUGAUUUUUAAAGCCUUGAACUUUUACCAAGACCUAGUAGCCCAAGGGUAUAUUUUUGAUGAAUUUACUUAUGGGAUUUUAAUCAAUGGGUUGUGUAAAAACGGGCAAACUAGGGCUGCCCUACAUUUGCUACACGAGAUGGAGGAACGGUUGGUUCAACCGAAUCUAGUAAUGUAUAGUGCAGUCAUUGAUGGACUAUGCAAAGAUGGACUUGUAACGGAUGCGCUUAGCUUGUGUUCUCGGAUGGGUGAUAGGGGAGUUUUACUUGAUGUUGUAACCUACAACUCUUUAAUUUGUGGUUGUUGCAGUGUGGGUCGAUGGCAAGAUGUAACUCAAUUAUUAAUGAGAAUGGUCCGGGAAAACGUUGACACGGAUGACUUUACAUUUAACAUAUUGAUUGAUGCAUUAUGUAAAGAAGGAAGGAUCUUAGAAGCACAAGGUGUGUUUGUUAUGAUGAUGAAAAGAGGCGAGAAACCCGACGUUAUUACUUACAAUGCUAUGAUGGAUGGGUAUUGUUUAAGAAAAAGCGUUAAUGAGGCUAAAGAACUAUUCAAUGGAAUGGUCGAAAGAGGCUUGGAACCUGAUGUUUUGAAUUAUAAUGUCUUGAUUAAUGGUUAUUGUAAGAAUGAAAUGGUUGAUGAAGCUAUGGUUCUCUUAAAAGAGAUGUGUCAUAAAAAUUUAGUCCCUAGUAUUGCUACUUACAAUUCUCUUAUCGAUGGUUUGUGCAAUUUGGGCAGAAUACCACACGUGAAGGAACUUCUUGAUGAAAUCCGUGAUAGUGGUCAACACCCAGAUGUAGUCACUUACAAUAUAUUGUUAGAUACAUUUUGUAAAACCCGACCUUUUGAUGAGGCAAUCUCAUUAUUUUGGAAGAUUGUUCAAGGAAUUUGGCCUGAUUUUUACAGAAACUAUGUAAUUGUUGACAAUUUGUGCAAGGGUGAAAAGUUGAAGAUUACAGAAGAUGCUCUUCAAUACCUUUUGAUGCAUGGUUGUCCUCCAAAUGUCCGAACAUAUACUAUUAUGAUCAAUGCACUUUGUAAAGAUGGCUCUUUUGAUGAAGCUAUACUCAUACUAUCAAAAAUGGAUAACAAUGAUUGCCCCCCUGAUGCUGUAACUUUUGAUACAAUUAUUGGUGCACUGCUUGAGAAUAAUGAGACUGAUAAGGCAGAGAAACUUCGUCAUGAAAUGAUGGAGAGAGGUCUAGUAAAUAUUGAAAAAAGGUUGAUGUGCGAACAGGGAGGGAAUCUGUGACUGCUGAACUUGUCUCAUGCUCUAUUUCACAUGACAGCAAAGCAAGUCAAGAUUGACAUGCGUCGGGCAAUCCAGACUGCGAUGGCCGAAACGGUUAUGCAAGCAGGAUAUAAUUUUUCAAUGCCAAAUAGCAGAUUUUCUGUGUUCAAUGGUUGAUUGGAGACAACAGCAGGAACCAGAGUUGCACUAUAUUCUUCCCUGUAAAUUCUGGCUUUCAAUCUGGUUCACUUCAUGCUGGUGUCUGAGCAAGUUUCUUGCUUGUGAGCCAAAUCCCUGUGAUCCUUCAUACUCUAUGGAGAAGUGUAUGUUCCAUCCCCAAGGAAAGCACAGACUACUUGAUUUCUUAUCCGUAGUACUUCUGAAGAUUCAGUGCAUUGCCUUAUGGUCUUUGCCGGAGCAUUGGGUGGCAGAUUUGCAGUUCGACAAACUAGAAACAUCCAGCGUUAUCAUUGUUCAAUAUUUAAAACAAGUAGCUGCUUGGAAUCCCAUCCAACAACAAAACAUGCUUAUAAUGCAAAAAAACCCUGAAUAAAUCAUAUAUAUGGAAAGUUGAGAAGCAGGUGAUGGAUUUGAUUUAUUUUCAAUUCCUGUCUUGUAAAUAAUACAAUAUACACCAUAAGAAGAAUAGCAUUGUGGAACUGUGAACUGGUUGUGAGGAUGCAGGAGUUAAAAUGGAAUAUUCAUUUAUUGUAUUUAUUUACAUUGUUUA